Molecule: messenger RNA, 609 nt
Organism: Racocetra fulgida
Lineage: Eukaryota; Fungi; Glomeromycota; Glomeromycetes; Diversisporales; Gigasporaceae
Source: the annotation of a GenBank genome assembly
AUGAUUGAAGGUGAUGAAGAUUCAGAAGAUAUAAAUAAUAGCAAUUACGACGAUUUUAAUGACACUGAUGAUUAUAGAGGAAAUAUAAUACUUCAACAACGUGAUCACAAUUCCGGAUAUAUAGAAUUUUAUGAUGCAAGCAAUAAUGACAGCAUGUUUUAUGGUCAUAGCAAUUUUAAUGAUAUGGAUCAUAUAAUACCCUUGCAAUAUGACAAUAGUCAUGUGCAUGUAAAUGCAUAUGAAAAUAAUGACAAUAAAAGACAUGAUUCAGAUAUAAGGGCAUUGCUAAAUGAAUUUUCCGAUUCUAAUAUUGAAGAGCGAAAAAAAACUUAUUAUAUUGAUGAAAAGGAUAAAGUGUUUGAAUCAAUUCAAGCAUUUGAUGAUAGUGCUAUACCAGAAGAUAGGCUUUCAUUAAUUUCAAGUUCUCGAUUUUCGGAAUCAUGUUCUAAUAUUAUAGAAGACGAUCACACAAUACAAUAUUGUGACAGUGAGGUUAAUAGUGAUAAGCAAACUUAUUUUGUUCAUUAUGGGAAUGCUGACAUAUAUAGCACACAAAUAAUCUCUGAACAAGGUAGCACAAUUAAUAAUCAGGAACAAAUAAGAGACAAG